Aureobasidium subglaciale EXF-2481 is the source of this 4313-nucleotide messenger RNA. RefSeq lists its product as uncharacterized. The coding region runs from base 433 to 4056 and encodes 1207 amino acids. Lineage: Eukaryota; Fungi; Ascomycota; Dothideomycetes; Dothideales; Saccotheciaceae. Gene Ontology annotation, cellular component: mitochondrion; cell cortex. Gene Ontology annotation, molecular function: phospholipid binding; tubulin binding. The transcript has 2 exons. The record is from RefSeq and is a predicted model, not a curated record. Gene Ontology annotation, biological process: dynein-driven meiotic oscillatory nuclear movement; establishment of mitochondrion localization; maintenance of protein location in cell cortex.
GCUCGACCAAUCCGCUGCGCAGACACAAUGAUGUGCUGUCAGGUCAUUGGUAUCAGAGCGGGGAAGCAGCGACCUCGAUGCUCCGCUAUAGAUUAAGUGCAAUAACACAUGUCGACCUGUUCUUUCCUUCUUGGGAUCAUUCUCAGCCUUCUCUUCCUCCUGAUCGGCGCACCCGGCCAAUCUCUAUUCAUGUCCAAUUCUCUUUAGAUUGACACAUCCACUGCUCAAUUCACAGCGUCAUUGCUCUCUUUCUCCUCCGUCCUCGCCUUUUCCCUCUUGAUAGCCAAACAUUCGAGGUCUCCCUCUCCGCCUCUCGCCGAAGCAUCAAACAGUGCAGUCCUCCGACCUCAAGGCAUGGCUUGCUAGGGGUCACGUCAGGUAGAGGAAGUGUAGAUUCUGCUGACUGUCGACACUUCUUGUCGCGUCGGCAACAUGUCUACCGACUACUUUCAAUAUGGAGCCCUCGCGUCACCCGAACGAACGCCCGAACACACGCCGCCCGAACUCCCGACAUCGAAGCCUCCUCCAUCACGAGGCCGCAAGGACCGUGACUUCUCUACCAAAUCUGCUCCGCUGCCCUCGUUCGACGCACUCGAGAGUCGAGAUAGCAAUGCACAUGCGUUCGACGCAAACCGUUUCACCCCCACGCUGCACGCCUCGUUAGUCUCCGAAAUCCUCACGCUACGACGAGAACUAGAUUCGAAACACCUUUUCAUCGAUAACCUCGAGGAGAGCCUCAAGACUGCCAACGUUGAGAAUGAGAAUCUAUCGGGCCAAGUUCGCGAAGGGAACAAGAAUACCAGACUCUUGGAACAAAAGUUCAAGUUGCUUGAAAAUGGGACAUUCGACGCCGUAGAGGGUCUUCUCGGCGAACGGGACAAUGUCAAGGUUGCGAAUCAAGAGUUACGGAACAAGUUGGACGCGGCGAACAAGAAGGUAAAGACUCUAGAAGAAGAUAAAAUCCAGUCUCGUGAGUCGUUCGACAAGGAGAAACGUUCGUGGCAGUCUGAGAAACGCCGACUAGAGCAGAAGGUUCAUGUUUCCGAGACGCGGUUGCGGGCAGUGGUUGAGGAAGUCCGGGCUCAGCAUCUCGCUUCUCUAGCGCAGCACAAGUCCGAAGAUACAUCAGGCGACAGUGAUGUCGCUAGCAUCCGCUCGUAUCGGCGCUCGAAGCACGCCAGAAACCAGAGUAGCAUGAGCACCAAGAGCCUUGCACCUUCGAUUGGAAGCACUCGCAAGCCAGGCAUGACUUCUUUGGCACACGAGCUUAACUCGGACGAGGACUAUGAUACUGAGGAUCUCGAAGGAGAUGAUGAAGACCUUCCUCUGUUUGCCGAGAAUCGCUCGAGUAUCAACUCCAGGGCCUCGGCCAUCUCAGAUCGCAAGGCAAAGAAAGUUCUCGGCUUGACUAUGAACAAGACUUCCGAUGCAUCCACCGAAGGAGAAGGCGUACGAGGCCCAUCAAUGGAAUCUCUGAGGACACCUUCCUUCGCGGAGCGCUUCGGUCUGCAGAUGGCAAAGAUGAACUUCAGAUCGUCAGACGGUAGUCGGGCAUCUUCACGCUCUGCAAGUCCAGCAAGGCAGAAAGACGAAUCCGUCCGCGAAUUGUCAAAUGGCAUGACAGUCGAUUCAGUCACAGACGCCAAAUCUGUCAUGGUAUCCACCCAAUUGAAACCGGCAGAACGAGGCGUCCAGUCGAAAUUACCGAAUUUGUUGACAUCAGAUCGCAUGGUCGAAAUUCCCAUGAGUCCUCCAGAUACACCUCACUAUGUUGUCCACGAAGGUCUCCCCAAGGAGGUCACCUCGAAACCAAUUUAUCAAUCGAGUUCGACACAGACAGACCUUGUUGUUGCGGGCGACUUGGCACUCAGAAGGAAAGCUACUAUGCCUCCUGUAGAGGUCCUCCGCAUUCCAGCGAUCACUAUUCAACCUCCAAUGUCACCUAGGGUUGGCCAGAGCGUCCUUCCUCCUGGUAUGCGUAGUAGUUCUGUCCAAACCGAAUACGUUACAACCACGCCGAUGCUGGACGUCGGAGUGCAAACAGAAGAGAUCAGGAUCGAUCGUAGACCGGUCAAAUCACCACCCCAUCUACUACCAAGCGCUCUGGAGCCUGCCAUUAACAAGGAGAACGAGACAAUUGCGGACAAAGAAGGUCAAACGAUCAAGAAGCACCGCGGUAUCAUGCACCGUAGCACCUUUAGCAAAGAUGGUAAUCGACUACCUCUUAAGCCCCUCGACCUCCCACCACCUAGACUCCGCUCGUUACCAGGCGAGAACUACCAGCAGUCACAAGCGAGUUCGUUACAAGACACUCCGCCACAAUGGUAUGCAAGCAGGGACGUCAACGAUCGCUUAGCCGAGUCCAGUGAUGACAUGAAGGCCAUUUUCGGGAAUAUGCCGGGUAUUGCCCGACCAAGUGUACGCUCGCUAUUCAACGGGCCUCCCAAGACAGUGCCGGAGAAUAGAGCGGCCUCACCUGCCAACUUUGUCAUGAGCUCCGAAAGGCAGGCUGCUUUUGCACAUGGCAAGAGAAUGGGUUCUGACGGGAGUUCGACUCAGAGCCGUCCAUCUAGCUCGAGAGGGACAGCUCAAUCUGGAAGGGCAGGUCCCUUCUUCAACUCUUACGAACGGAAUGCAAGCAGACCCAGCUCUGCAAACAGUCGUGGUGUCCAAGCGCAGCCACCUCCAUUCCCGAUACCUGGUCGUAUGAGUUCGAGAUUGCCUAGUCAUGACGGUCCCCAGAGUCCCAUUUGGCGUGAUGUAAACUCUGUGCGGUCGCGACGCUCAAGCAAAGACUCUCGUGUUGGUCCAGAUGGCGGACUUAGAAAGGUGCAAUCUUCCGGAACCAUGAGAAAUCAUGCGCGCACGUCCCCUCGAAGAAGGAGGAGAGCACCAAAUCUCGAACCGAUUCAGUCGAUGGCGUUUGACGCGCCAUCGAAGGACAAUCUACUUCUCCCUGGAAUAGUGACUCCGACUCAUGAGAACUUUGGCCUGCCAAACGAAACUUCACAGUACAUCCUGGACUCUCCUGACUUCGACCAAGAUAGCGCAGUGGAAGAAGAUGAGGAGAAGAGUCAAGAUAACAUCAUUGUCGACGCAAUAGCAGCCACUAUGGUAGGCGAGUGGAUGUGGAAGUACGUUCGCAGACGCAGAUCUUUUGGUCUCGGUGAGUCUCGCGCCGAUCAGGCACAUGAAGGAGCUGGCAGCGGCGUGAGGCACAAACGGUGGGUAUGGCUUUCGCCGUAUGAGCGCACCGUCAUGUGGAGCUCUAAACAACCAAACUCAGGUCCUGCCUUACUUGGAAAAGCUGGACGUAAAUUGGUAAUCAAGUCGGUGCUUGAUGUCAAAGAUACAACACCACUUCACAAGAGCGCCUCGCACGAGCCCAUAUUCGAUAGAUCCAUUCUCAUUUUGACACCAGAGCGAGCUCUGAAGCUUACUGCACCGAAUAGAGAGAGACACUACCUGUGGCUAAGAGCGCUCUCGUACCUCGCACAGAGUAACGGAGCUCCGCAAGUGCCACAUGUGUCACCAGCGCAUGAGCCUACGCUUGGGUACGAUCAAAGACGACGGUCCUCAUUAAUGCCAGGACCAGUUCUACCAGCAAGGACGACCAUUGGUUCAGUAGCAGCUCCAGGUCGCGUCGAAGGACACCAGCGUUUGGGCACUGCCGAUUCUACCGCUCCACCCAAUAUCACUAGGUUCGGCGCUGGUCGCCAUCAACGCAAGCGAAGCCGUACGAACCCCCAACACUCUGCAGCGACAUCGCCGCACGAGGGCUCCAUGCCAGUCUCGACCGUCUUUGCACGUAGAGCGUCCAACACUGCAGUCUAUCAGCCUUCAGCAAACAGCUCAGCACGCCCAAGUCUCAAAUCAGGCGAUCGCAAAAGUUCAGUCGGAACCGUACGUAUGGAUGCCUUUAUCGGACAGAAUCGCGUCGAAGAUCAUACGUCUCAAGGCAGACGCAGGGGCGAAAGCACCACCCAGGACAUGAUGGCAGGCAAAGGGUACAUGUUCGGCGAAAGCUUGGAAGUCGACCCCUUUGAGGAGUUCUAGAAGAGUUCCAACAAUCCGCAAUGGUCGUGGUGUUGAAGAACUAACAAAAACCGAUAAUGUAUAUUAGUAUUCUUGGAGCGAAAGGGUGGGAUGGCGAAAAUCGAUAGUCACGGUACAUGGACUGCCCUUUUUCUGAAGAAAGGAAAGGUCCCUUCCGAACUAAUGCAGAAGAGGAAUAGAGAAAAUGUGCUUGUAGGGCAGUAUUUAUCGGAAACGCGUGCAUGAUGUAUAGUGCUGUACUCUUUUCUCUUCUCUCG